This is a messenger RNA of Leptosomus discolor (cuckoo roller), 1409 nucleotides long. RefSeq names its product scavenger receptor cysteine-rich domain-containing group B protein-like. NCBI's taxonomy places the organism in Eukaryota, Metazoa, Chordata, Aves, Leptosomiformes, Leptosomidae. Gene Ontology annotation, cellular component: plasma membrane. Gene Ontology annotation, molecular function: serine-type endopeptidase activity. Gene Ontology annotation, biological process: zymogen activation. The record is from RefSeq and is a predicted model, not a curated record.
AUGAGGCUUAUCCUCCUGGCAUGUCUCUGGGCUUCCCUUGCAGGAGUCCUGCUGGCAGAAGAUGUAGACACAAACGAACGUGAGAUCCGUCUGGUGGGUGGCCCCAACCACUGCUCCGGGAGAGUUGAGGUGCUUCACGAGGAUGUCUGGGGAACCAUCUGUGAUGACCAGUGGGAUUUACGGGAGGCAAAGGUCGUGUGCCGGCAGCUGGGCUGUGGGACGGCGCUAUCGGCCCCUCGGGAGUCAAAAUACGGGGAAGGGAAGGGCCAAAUCUGGCUGAGUGAUGUGAACUGCAAAGGGACAGAAGCGUCCCUCACCGAAUGCAAGGCAAAACCAUGGGGAGACAACAUCUGCAACCACGUGGAAGAUGCCAGUGUGGAGUGUUCAGGAGCAGAAAUACCUGAGCCAGGGCCAAUCCGGCUGGUGGGAGGCCCGAACCGAUGUGCCGGGAGGGUUGAGGUGCUUCAUGAAGAACAGUGGGGCAGUGUGUGCCAUGACGACUGGGAUCUAAAUGACGCCCAAGUAGUGUGCAAGCAACUGGGCUGUGGGGACGCCGUGCUGGCCCCCAUUGCUGCCAAGUUUGGACGAGGAACUGACACCAUCUGGCUGGAUGAUGUGAACUGCACAGGGAUGGAAGCUGCUCUCUCUGAGUGCCCGGCGAGGCCAUGGGGGGACCACAAUUGUUACCACGGGGAAGAUGCCAGUGCAGUUUGUUCAGACUCGGGGAUCACCGUCUCCGCUUCAGUCCGACUGGUGGGUGGCCCCAACCGCUGCUCUGGGAGAGUCGAGGUGCUUCACAAGGGCGUCUGGGGGACCAUCUGUGAUGACCAGUGGGAUUUACGGGAGGCAAAGGUCGUGUGCCGGCAACUGGGCUGUGGGACGGCGCUAUCAGCCCCUCGGGAGUCAAAAUACGGGGAAGGGAAGGGCCAGAUCUGGCUGAGCGAUGUGAACUGCACAGGGACAGAAGCGUCCCUCACUGAAUGCGAGGCAAAACCAUGGGGAGACAACAUCUGCAACCACGUGGAAGAUGCCAGCGUGGAGUGCUCAGAGGUGGACAUUCCCGAGCAGGGGCCCAUCCGGCUCAUGGAUGGCCCAAACAAGUGUGCUGGGAGAGUCGAGGUGCUCCAUGAGAACCGGUGGGGCAGUGUGUGUGACGACCGCUGGGACAUGAAGGACGCCAAGGUGGUGUGCAAGCAGGUGGGCUGCGGGUCACCGCUGUCGGCUCUGGGAGAUGCCCAGUAUGGGCGAGGGUCAGAUAUCAUCUGGCUGGACGAUGUCGAAUGCAAGGGGACAGAAGAAAGCAUCGCUGACUGCCAGGCCAGGCCGUGGGGUGAACACAACUGCUAUCAUGGAGAGGACGCCACUGUUGUUUGUGCAGUUAACGAGAACCUGGAGGAGUCAGAAGCACC